Melopsittacus undulatus (budgerigar) is the source of this 1737-nucleotide messenger RNA. It is a transcript of the gene ERG, whose product is annotated as ETS transcription factor ERG. Gene Ontology annotation, cellular component: nucleus. Gene Ontology annotation, molecular function: protein binding; DNA-binding transcription factor activity, RNA polymerase II-specific; sequence-specific DNA binding. Gene Ontology annotation, biological process: regulation of transcription by RNA polymerase II; cell differentiation. Bases 151 to 1590 code for a protein of 479 amino acids. The record is from RefSeq and is a predicted model, not a curated record. The transcript is spliced from 10 exons. Lineage: Eukaryota; Metazoa; Chordata; Aves; Psittaciformes; Psittaculidae.
GAAACCUCUUCCUGCCAUUGGCUGACUUCAUUUCCCAGAGUUAGCACAAUCUCAUCCGCUCUAAACAACCUCAUCAAAACUUCUUUCUGGUCAGAGCGAAGCAAUAAUUAUUAUUAGCAAUUAUUAGCGAUCAAUAAUCUUGAUCACAUUAUGGCAAGCACUAUUAAGGAAGCGCUAUCAGUGGUGAGUGAAGACCAGUCCUUGUUUGAGUGUGCCUACGGAUCACCCCACCUUGCGAAGACAGAGAUGACGGCCUCCUCCUCCAGUGAAUAUGGGCAGACAUCAAAGAUGAGUCCGCGUGUUCCGCAGCAAGACUGGUUAUCACAGCCCCCAGCCAGAGUCACCAUCAAGAUGGAGUGUAACCCAAACCAAGUUAAUGGGUCAAGGAAUUCUCCGGAUGACUGCAGCGUGGCAAAAGGCGGGAAGAUGGUUAGCGGCUCAGACAAUGUUGGAAUGAACUAUGGAAACUACAUGGAAGAGAAGCAUGUUCCACCCCCAAAUAUGACUACCAAUGAACGAAGAGUCAUUGUGCCAGCAGAUCCUACGUUAUGGAGCACAGACCAUGUACGCCAGUGGCUGGAAUGGGCAGUGAAGGAGUAUGGUCUCCCGGAUGUGGACAUAUUGUUGUUCCAGAACAUCGAUGGGAAGGAGCUGUGUAAAAUGACCAAAGACGACUUCCAGAGACUCACCCCAAGCUAUAAUGCAGAUAUCCUCCUGUCACACCUACACUACCUCAGAGAAACUCCUCUUCCACAUUUGACUUCAGAUGAUGUUGAUAAGGCCUUACAAAACUCUCCACGGUUAAUGCAUGCUAGAAACACAGGAGGUGCCACUUUUAUUUUUCCAAAUACAUCAGUUUAUCCAGAAGCAGCACAGAGAAUCACAACCAGGCCAGACUUACCUUAUGAGCAAGCCAGGAGAUCAGCAUGGACGAGUCACACCCACCCCAGUCCUCAGUCAAAAGCUACUCAGCCAUCACCCUCAACAGUUCCCAAAACAGAAGACCAGCGUCCCCAGUUAGAUCCAUAUCAGAUUCUUGGACCAACCAGCAGCCGACUUGCAAAUCCAGGGAGUGGGCAGAUACAGCUGUGGCAGUUCCUGCUGGAGCUCCUCUCAGACAGCUCCAACUCCAACUGCAUCACCUGGGAGGGCACCAAUGGGGAGUUCAAGAUGACUGACCCGGAUGAAGUGGCUCGGCGCUGGGGGGAGCGGAAAAGCAAGCCUAACAUGAACUAUGACAAACUCAGCCGGGCACUUCGCUACUAUUAUGAUAAAAAUAUUAUGACUAAGGUUCAUGGUAAGCGCUACGCCUACAAAUUUGACUUCCACGGAAUUGCUCAGGCUCUCCAGCCUCACCCCCCAGAGUCAUCCAUGUACAAAUACCCAUCAGACCUGCCCUACAUGAGCUCUUACCAUGCACAUCCUCAGAAGAUGAACUUUGUAGCUCCCCACCCCCCUGCUUUGCCUGUAACAUCAUCCAGCUUUUUUGCUGCCCCUAAUCCAUACUGGAAUUCACCAACUGGAGGCAUCUAUCCCAAUACCAGGCUGCCAGCUGCUCAUAUGCCUUCUCAUCUUGGCACCUACUACUAAGUGGAGAAAAGAGAAACAACAGAAAAAGCAAACAAAGACACUUCUUGCUGGGAUGCAGUCCCUGCUGAAUUGCAAUGAACUCUAUUGGAGUCCAUGAAUUAAAAGUGCCUAAAGAGACAAGUGAAGGUUUGGCUGGGAAAAAAAAAA